AUGGGUCAUAACACUGAGGAGUGCUGGACCCUCAGAGACAAAAUAGAGGAACUCAUCCGGGCGGGAAAACUCAAGAAAUACGUCCGUAGCGAACGCCCGCUGCAAUCAACUGAUCGGCCUGCUCAGAGGCCGGCCUACCGUAAGGAUAAGCCGCAGAGGUCGAGAGCGGAGCGGCCUCGUUCAGAGAGGCGACCUAGCCGAAGUCGCAGCCGUAGCCGAGAGCGCCCCCUGAGGGGGCACAUCAACACUAUCUCAGGAGGGUUCGCGGGAGGAGGAUCAUCUUCUUCCGCCCGUAAGCGCCAUGUUCGGGCCCUCCAAUCCGUGCAUUUGGUUGACAAGCCACGCCGCUUUAUGCCGCCCAUUACCUUCUCGAACGAAGACUUUCACGCCCCUGAUCCCGACCAGGACGAUCCGAUGGUCAUAACCGCAGAAAUAGAGCGGUACGGAAUCAGCAAAGUUCUAGUUGACCAGGGAAGUUCGGUCAACAUCCUCUACUGGAAGACCUUCCUGCAGAUGGAUAUCUCAGAGGACCUCAUCGUUCCUUAUGAUGGGCAGAUAGUAGGCUUUGCAGGAGAAAGGGUAGACACUAGGGGGUACAUGGAGUUGAGAACAAGGUUGGGAACCGGACGUUCUAGCGAAGAGAAGAGGGUCUGGUAUCUGCUGAUAGAGGCUAACACGUCGUACAACGUACUGCUCGGAAGGUCGUGCCUGAACGCGUUUGGGGCAAUCGUCUCUACCCCUCACCUCACGAUGAAGUACCCCUCCGAAAAGGGAACUGUCUGCACGGUCCGGGCGGACCAGAAGGCGGCCCGGGAAUGCUACGCGGCGAGGUUGAAGCUGCACAUUCGACCAGUAAAGAGGCGGGCGGCCGGCUCUGAGGUGGCCAUGGCAGACCUCGACCCAAGGACGAAUACCGAGGACCGUUUGGAUCCUAUUGGGGAAACCCAACCUAUCUUGAUAGGAAGGGAGCCCGCUUAG
Molecule: messenger RNA, 978 nt
Organism: Vigna angularis (adzuki bean)
Lineage: Eukaryota; Viridiplantae; Streptophyta; Magnoliopsida; Fabales; Fabaceae
Exons: 1
Coding region: 1-978 (325 amino acids)
Source: RefSeq, a predicted model, not a curated record